Mytilus trossulus (common blue mussel) is the source of this 6676-nucleotide messenger RNA. RefSeq names its product nuclear GTPase SLIP-GC-like. The transcript is spliced from 21 exons. The record is from RefSeq and is a predicted model, not a curated record. NCBI's taxonomy places the organism in Eukaryota, Metazoa, Mollusca, Bivalvia, Mytilida, Mytilidae. Bases 157 to 3519 code for a protein of 1120 amino acids.
UGUAAAAGCCCGAGAAGUUACGAUUGAUACGCUUUAGCAAAUUUGAAUUUAUAAAAAUACAUAGAUGAUCUAAGUAAUCUAUGAGACUAUUCUACAACGAAUUUAGAUGUUACAUAAUAGGCACUGUUGCUGGUGAAGUCUGGUUAUAUCGGAAAGAUGUCAAAGAUUAAGAGAGAAAACGUUGAACCGAUAAAUGAGCAAGAAAGUCCUGCAACAAAGAAAGUGAAAGUAGAAACAGUUGAUACAGCUUCUGAAAGUAUAGAUGUGAAUGGAGCUGCUCGAAUUAAAUCAAAGGAAGGACACGUCUUAUAUAAGUGUAGACAGUUGAUAUCAAAUAUAAAAAAUUCUUUAGCUAAACAGAAGAAGGACAAAUGUAAAGAAACAUUGGAUAAUUGGAAAAAAGAUUUGGAAGAACUUGAAAAGCAGCUAAUUAUACCAAAAGUGACCAUAGCGGUUGUAGGAGCUACUGGCGCAGGUAAAUCUAGUCUGAUCAAUGCUGUUGUAGAUCAGUUUAGUGUUUUACCAACAUCAGGAACACAAGCAUGUACAUCUGUGGUGGUAAAGAUAGAAAACAAUGAAGAUGGGGAACAGUAUGAAGCAGACAUAGAGUUUUUAUCCAGGGAGGAAUGGCAGAAAGAAUAUGAUGUCUUAAUCAAAGAUAUGACCAAGAAUGAUGGAACAAUGAAGAAUAAUAGACCAGAUGAACAAUCUGAAGCUGGAGUGGCUUUCUUAAAAAUGAGAGCUGUUUAUGGACAGUUCUCAUCUCUAGAUGACUUGAAUGGAGAAAACGACAUCACUUCUCACUUGGGAACAAUGAAACAUUUUAAAUCAAAAACGCUUCCAGAAUUUAGAUGUAAUAUAGAAAAGUAUAUUAUAAGUACUGAGGAAGAAGGACAACACUUAUGGCCAAUCAUAAAGUCAGUGACGAUACGAAUUCCCAAUUUUUUUACUGGGUGUACAUUAGUAGACUUGCCGGGAGUAGGUGAUGCUAAUGCGGCUAGAGAUAGGAUAGCACAAGAACAUUUAGAAAACUGUUCAAACAUACUGGUUGUGGCAGAAGUGCACCGGGCCUUUAGUAAUAAAAUAGCCAAAGAGUUAAUGGGAGAAAGUUUCCGUCGUCAAUUAUUUAUGGAUGGGAACUAUUCUAGUGAUAAUAUAGCAUUUGUAUGUACAAAGAAUGACCACUUGAACUGUACAGAAUUAACAAGGGAGUUAAAACUAGAUAAAAAUGUUGAAAUGAUGUCUCUGAAGAACAAAUCAGAUAAAUUAAAGAAAGCUCUAAAUACCACAGUUUCUGGAAAUGAGAGAUUACAAAUAGAUAAAGACUUGAGCCAAACACAACAGGCUAUGAAAGUUAUAUGUGGAAAAGCACGAUCAGAAAAAGCAAGGAAGCAACUGAAAGAAGAUUACAAGUCAGGACUCAGGGACAUGAAGAGGUUUGCCAAUCAAGGAAUAGAUGAAGACGAUGAAGAUGAUAACGAUGAUAACAAUGAUAACAAUGAUAACAAUGAUGAUAAUCUUAGAGUUUUCUGUGUCAGUUCAAAUGACUAUCAAUGCUUAAAAGAAGUAAAUGAGCCACCAACGGUUUUUGACAAUGUAGAAGACACAGAAAUUCCUAAAUUAAGGAAAUGGAUCUGUGAGAUGGGAGAAAGAAAGAAACAGGCUGCUACAGAGCUUUUGAUGUUUAAUUUAGGUCUUUUUCUAAAUGAAAUAAAAAAUUACCUGACAGAAAAUGAUUUUGAGUUCAAAGACGACUCUGAAAUUGUGAAAUCUGAAGUUGAAAAAGUUUGUGAAGAAUUGCAACAGGAACUACAGAACACCUCAGUAAAACUCCUAUAUGAGUUAAGAAAAGAGAUAUCAAAGACUGAGAACAAUCUGGCAAAGGGUGUUAAAAGUGCCGAGGAAACAGCUGUGGCAGUGUGUAAAAGUUGGGAUGAAUUGUACAAAUGGCAAUCAUACAAGGCUGCAGUCAACAGAUAUGGUGUUUAUAAAUCAAGAUCUGUUGGAGUCGGAGAAAUCGAUUUUAACUACCAAUUAGUCUCUCCAUUGAUCAUAAGUAUUCUGGUUAGGUGGACAGAUUUUUUUAAUAAAGAUUUAUGGAAGAUACUACAUAAUUAUAAUGAUAUCAUUCUGGAUAAAACCAUAAGAGUUUAUAUAAGCAAACUGUCUCUGUCUGACAAAAUGAAAGCUUGUAUACCACCACCACAGCUUGAAAGGUUGAAGGAAAGAAUUAAUGUCAAUGCUUGGCAAAAGUUACAUAAUAGAAUUGAUGAGCUCAAAGACUUUGUGGACAGCAGUCAGAGACAGAUUCAUAGAUUGUCUUCACCAAAAAUUCAGUCAAAAUUGAAACAACUUUAUAAGGAUUGCAGUGCUGAUGAGGGAAAAGGUGUUAUACAAAGAAUGAAGAUGAAUUUGGAAAAGGGGAUAGAUACACAGAGAAAAGAUAUGUUCAAAGAAGUGUCAAAAGAGAUCGUAGCAGAACUAGAAGCUCUGAUGAAAGUAAUAAAAGAAGAUAUUUUAAGUGUAUGUACCAAACUGGUUAGGUCUAUAAAGACGACCUUUGAACCUUUGUGGACGCACAAAGACACACAAGACCUUCGAAAUACAAUAUUUGAUGAUGUAGAUGAAGCUGAUCAAGAACUAACAGCUUUAUGUAACACGUUUGGUAUUAAGCUAGAUUUUGGAUCAGAAACAAGGACUGGAAGGUCAUCACCAACAGCAGGUAGGCCUAAAACUUGCUUCAGUCCAGAGGAUCUUGAUAAAGCUAUUAAACAAUCUGUAGCUGACUACUCUAAGCAGCAUGAUGUUGAAGAAAGAUUGAAGGAGUACUGUAACUUCCAUGGUAUGGAAUUCCUUGGUAGAACACCAGGCAAUGGUAAUUGUUUCUUUGAAGCUAUUUCUUCACAGCUAGACAGACUUCAGUUACCAAGGAAAUCUCCAGAACUUCUGAGACAAGAAGUAACAACCUACUUAAAGAUAAAGCCUACUUACACAGCCAAUGGGGAGCUGGUCAACCUGAAAGAUUUUGUUGAGUUAGAAGGAGAUUUCAUGGAGUAUUGUGAAUCCAUGUCAAAGAACAUGGAGUGGGCAGAUCAUGUGAUAGUUGUUACCAUGGCGAGAAUGUUGGAGCAGAAUAUUAUCAUAGUAACUAGUUCUCCCGAUACAGAUAAAGAUGACAGUUUAGUUUGGGUGAAUGGUGGAGAGGAGUGUAAUGAGAAACUUCCAUUGUUAGUAGGGCAUUACUGGGAAACUCACUAUCAAAGUCUGCAGCCAAAAGAAUCACCGCAGACAUCAGGAAACACAGAAAUGGUUGACCACAUAAAUGACCAAAACACAUCUCAGUGUAAUGAUCUUCCUACAAGAAAGAUUAAUAAAAAGUUUGUUCACUGUAAAGAUGGUUUGGUACCAGGCUCACACUAUAUGGUCUUAGGUCUAUAUGGGGUAAAAAGAAGAAUGAUAUUUGAUGGUGAACAUUUUGUAGAACCUGCAGCUUAUAAUGAUGGAGCCAACAAAAGUUAAGAGGAUGGAUUGAAAUUAAUAGAGGAUAACUUAACAUGAAAUACUUCUGAGACUAGAUUUAACAUUUUAUAAAUUGGCAACAUAAUAGAAUGUCUUUAGAGAUGUUUAUUGUCGUAUAUUCAAGUUAUUUUUCUAUUGAUAUGAAAAUAGUAAAGUAUUAUGGUGUAAAAGGAAUUUUCCAAUAUUUUGGUCCCUUUCCCUCUUAUAUUAUGGUUCAAUGUCUUCCUCAUUGUACACCAGUCGCUGUAAACGAAUUAUUUCAAACAUGUUAUUACAUUAAGAUCCAUGAAAUUGUUAAUGAUAUUUACAGCUGAAAUUAAGAGGGGGUCUCAUUGGGGGGUUCCGAACGGCGAUCCCGGAUCCUGCUUACUGUUUUGUCAGAUUCCCGUAUCCCGCUUACACUAUAUACUUAAGCAAUUGUCAUCUUUUAGUCAUUUCCUGUGUCCCCCAAGACCUCAUUUCCCGUUUUCACGACAGUAAUUUGACUUUUACGGGUCACUCUUACAAAAAUUCCGCAAUCCCGCGUCACACCUAUACCCCAAUGAGACCCACUUAAGAAAACUUUCAUUUUCAUGAAUACAGAAAAUACAUUGUACAUUGAAACAUAGUCAAUUGGCCUGUGUGCUGGCUUUUUUUGUUUUUACAAAAAUGAAUGUCUGAAAUAUACUGAACUGCAGAAGAAACGUCGCAGUAAUUUAAGGCAAACCUAAUGAAAGAAAAAAUGCAACAUUCCUUUAUUAAAUGGGCGUAUAAAUACUCUUGUUAUCUAUCGAAUUCACAUCAUUUUAACAUCAUAUUACAGUUUUAAUUAAUUCAGGUCACCAGUCAAUAGCGUGUGUGUCCGCCAUUAUCGUUGAGUAUGUGGAUGUUCAUUUGUACUGUUUGUUGCAUUGUGGUAAUCACAUAGACGUUAGAUGGUACCUACAUUGCAGUUAAAUGCAUUUGCAACGACUUGAGGUCCCUGUCCAGCAUUCAAACUUCAUAUUGCCUGUUCUAUUUGCCAUGGAUUAAGGCAUGGCAUCAGUACUGCAUCAAACAGAUUGUGAUUGGGCAAAAACUUCCCCCAUUUGAAUACCCUUAUAGAGGCACAGAUUCAAUGUGCAUCUCAUCAUCAUGAAAUUUGACUGUGACUCAUCAUCAUGAAAUUUGACUGUGACUCAUCAUCAUGAAAUUUGACUGCGACUCAUCAUCAUGAAAUUUAACUGCGAUACGUGUCCCACAGACACAGAGAAACCACUAUUAGAGGGCCUGAGUUAAUAAACGCAGUCAGACUUAACGGAGAUAUAAACAUAAUCCUAGCAUAAUUUGAAGGUAAUUUACCUAAACCAAAAAUAAAUGAUUUUUUUUUUCAAUGCAUUUGACAAUUUGAGUUUCUUUUGCGGUUCAGUAUAUAUAUUUUACAAUUUAUCGACUUGAAUAAGAAUUCAGACCUCAGGUACAAAAUGACCUUAAUUCAUAAAAAAAAAAAGUAACUCACUCUGGCCAUUUUAUGCUUUCAGUUACUUAUAUUGAAGGCUUUACCACAAAUCUGAUGAAGUCUAAAACAGUUUUUUGAAGGCAAUAUUCUUCAGAGGCUUAAAAGAUUGAUUGAUUGUUGGUUGCUUAACGUCCAGUGAGAGGCUUAAAAGAAGUAAUUAUUAAGUAAAGGGGGGAGGCUGUCAAAAUGUGUGAUUAUAGAUAAAAGGAUAGGAGGCAUCAUUUUGGAAGAAAGAGUAAACAUAAAAUCUAAGUUCAUUAUUGUUAUAAAUAUAUUAAACAUGUUGUUAGAAUUAUCGAACCAGUAAGCUUUGAAACUGUAAAUAAUGUUACUAUUCUGUAUACAAAUAUAAGAAGCUAUUAAUACUGUUUGACAGAUUAUUUUUAUUGACCUAGUUUUAUAAAUAUUUUAGAGUUUAUGGACAAAAUAUGCCAGUAUCAUGGUUUAUAUUAUGCAAUAUUCAUAACUUACAUUGUUUUUGAAUAACAUUGUUCAUACAUGUACAUACAUAUAUCAAAACAAAAUGAUGCAAUUGAAAUUUAUUUUUGAAAAGAAAUGAAUUAAAAUGGGAAGGCUUUUUAUAAUAUAAAUGUGCAAACUUCAACAGAACAAAUGACCAAAGAAUGAGCCCCAACAGAAGUUGCCUAUCAUCUUAUUGAGCUUAAUUAGAAAUGAAUCAUUGUGUAUAAAUUUUUCUUUUUAUUAUACAUUUCAGCUAAAUUAUGUGUUAGCGAGUUGCAGUUGGAAUUUGUCUCUUUAUAUUGAUUAAUAAGUGAAGAAACUAGCUCAUCCUAGUGAUGAGAUAGGCCCUUUCGGGAUCUGGGAUUUUUUUUUCUUCGAAUUUCAGGAUGAAGGGAUUUUAACCUUUUAAAGUUUGGGACCUCAAGUUUUCUUGUUUUUAAGCCUGGGAUUUCGGGAUCAGGAUCCCUCCUACUCCUUUAAGCUCUCUUUCCUGAUAAAUUUAUUGUUAAAAGAAUAUAUCAACUUCUUUAAACUUACAGUAAAUUAAGGGAACAUGAUGGUAAACAUUAUUUUACACUGUACUUGGUUCAUACUGAAAUAAUUUUACUAUCAAUGAGUUUAAGUAUUUUACCAUUUAUCAGUUUGAAGAGAGAUUAAUUCAAUCUGCAACUUUGUUUAAUUUUACCCUUUUUGUGAAAUGACAAAGACUUUUAAAAAUGUAAUGUAACUGGCAAAGAAACAGGCAGCUAAAAAAUCUGGUAUGUUUUACAAUAAUGUGUUCAUUUUUCUUGCCAACUUGCCCUCUAGUGACGAAUUUUUAAACACUGCUUAAACUGUAUUUGCUUUUAAAAUUGUAUAAAUUAAAUUGUUGUUUAUGGCGUCACCAGAAAAGUAUCAUUAUUAUUUGAUAAAAAAACCUAGCAAUACACUGGAAGUGAAAUUUAUUGAGCAAUAUGAAAUGCAAAACAUUGCCAAUAAAGACCACGAUUCCCUAAACUUAAUGAUGUUUGAAUUUAGACUGAUACAGUACUGAAAUUUUACAAAUACUCUUUUCACUAUUAGCCUAAUUUAUAUAUAUAUUUGAUAGUCAUAAGAGAUCUCUCAUUUAGUUUAAUAUUUUUUUAUUUUUUUUACAAGAAUGUAAUAUAAAUUUUUUAGUAUUUAUAUAAUUUAGAUUUUUAACACUUUACUUAUUAGAAAUAAAUAAUCAUAACACUG